AUGGCGUUCGGUCAAUCUUCACAAUACCAGGGCCAGCCUGGCCUUGGUCACACGGGUCACCACUAUGAUCCCAAUCAUAGGCAGCCAUAUCAGUCUGGCCCCUCGGAUCAAUCCUAUCUCACCGAUCCUACGCAUCCGGACUACGACCCUAUGGUAGACCCCAACCUCCAACUGAAGACUGUCAGAACGGCUGCCGCCUCUAUCGCCGAAUCACACCGCUCAGAACAACGCAGAGACGAGCGCAGAAAGGCAAAGCGCGCCAACAGUCUCUCACACAAGCUCUUCCGCGGCAGGACUUUGCGCAAGCAGCAGCAAAAGGGCUCUACACUCGCCCAACUCGUCUCCGAAGAGGCCAAGAAACGUCGAUCCGAUGCUCCUUCCGGCUAUCAGUACGACUCGGACGCUGCGUUCGCCUCUGCCCAGCAAGGCAAGGUGCCGGAACUAGCCACCAUCGAUGACGAGGUCCAUGAAAACGAGCAAAUCCACGAUGCAGCACAGUCGUCGUCUCAACCCGCUGGUCCCACCAUGCGCAAGAUCAAGCCCAAAAAGCGAAGAAAUGUCUACGUCAAUCUACCGCCGCCGCUCUCCGAACUGCGGCACAAUGGCGAGCCCGCCGUCGUCUAUCCACGGAACAAGGUCCGCACCUCCAAGUACACUCCCAUCACCUUCCUUCCUCGUUUCCUUUUCGAGCAAUUCCGUCGAGUUGCCAACAUCUACUUCCUAGGUCUCGUCAUCCUACAAGUGUUCCCCACUUUUGGUGCUACGAUCCCUCAGAUCGCCAUGCUGCCACUCGUUUCCAUUCUCACCAUCACCGCUAUCAAGGAUUCAAUAGAGGACCACCGCAGACACGUCAUCGACAACGAAGUCAACAACUCGGCCGUCACCCGUCUUGGCAGCUGGCGGAACCUCAACCAGGCCAAGGACCAACGCUCGUGGUAUCAGAAGCUCUUCGGUCUUGCCGGAAGAGGCGGAAGCAAGGUCUCCAAGGGCGUCCGCAAGCUGCGAGAGAAGGAGGACGCCAUCGGUAUGCGCCAAGUCGGUGGCAGUUCACGCAGUCCCACCGGUGGCACCCCCAAAUUCGCAGGCGACCAAGAAUUUGGCGGCCGUCCCGAUGCUCGCAGUCUCCGCAGCGACAGUGUGGUCAGCUCGCAUGCGCUUGGCACCAUCAUGAGCGAAAGCGAGCGCGAAAAUGGCAGCUUCUACGGCGCCAGCUACAACCAUUCAAGCGCGGCGCUUAACCGCGACGCAAACGCCAGCAGUCUCUCGGUCCUGCAACCGCUCCAUCCCAAUGAUCAGCAGCAGCGAGGAGGCCUCAGUGCCACUACCGUACAGACGCAAAGCAGCAGCGUAGAAGGCGUCGUCGACUACCGCCGAAACACACCCGGAACUGCAAGGUGGGAACGCACGCUGUGGAAGAAGCUGGAAGUGGGCGACAUUGUCAUGUUGCGCGAGGACGAGCAGGUUCCGGCCGAUAUUGUGGUGCUCAACACGUCCGAUCCGGACGGCAACGCGUACGUUGAGACCAAGAACCUGGACGGCGAAACCAACCUCAAGGUGCGCAAGUCGCUCAAGGCCACCAUGGGCAUCCAGUCCGAAGAAGACGCCGAACAUGCCCGCUUCGUCAUAGACAGCGAACCGCCGCACGCCAACCUGUAUAGCUACAACGGUCUGCUCAAGUAUACCGUCAGCGAGCCCAGCAAAGAAGGCGAUUUCGCCGAUGCGCUCGAAAACUUGCCCCAGGACAGCAGCGCUUACGCAGCCGCAGAAGCUCGCUCACGCCGCGUCGAGCCAAUCACCAUCAACGAGCUCUUGCUUAGAGGCUGUGCCGUACGCAACACUGAAUGGAUCAUCGGUGUCGUGGUCUUUACCGGUGAAGACACCAAGAUCAUGCUCAACUCGGGCGAGACUCCCUCAAAGCGCUCCAAGAUCGAGAAAGAGACCAAUUUCAACGUCAUUGUCAACUUUCUUCUCCUCAUGGUCCUUUGCACAAUCUGCGCCCUGAUCGGCGGAUUCCGUCUCUCCAAUACCAACACUAGUCGAGCUUACUACGAGGUCGGCGCAGAGCUCAGCACGAGCAACGUCGUCAAUGCGCUCGUCAUCUUUGGCUCCUGCCUGGUCGUCUUCCAGAACAUCGUGCCCAUCUCGCUCUACAUCUCGAUCGAGAUUGUCAAAACCAUUCAGGCCUUCUUCAUCUACCAGGACAUCGAGAUGUAUUAUGCACCGCUCGACUAUCCGUGUAUGCCCAAAACGUGGAACAUCUCCGAUGACCUUGGCCAGAUCGAGUAUAUCUUCUCUGACAAGACGGGUACGCUCACGCAAAACGUCAUGGAGUUUAAAAAGUGUUCCAUCGACGGUGUAGCCUAUGGCGAAGGAGUAACUGAGGCCAUGAUCGGCGCCAUGAAGCGCGAGGGCAAGGACACCUCGGGCUUUAGCGCAGAGAAGCAAGAGAUCGAGCUGUCCGAAUCCAAGAGGCGUAUGGUCGACAUCAUGAACCGCGCCUUCAAAAAUAGAUAUCUGCGGCCCGACAAGAUGACGCUCAUCUCUCCGCUCAUGGCCGAGACGCUGGCUGCCGCUCCCUCGGAUUCGCAGCGCAAGAACAUCAUCACCUUUUUCCGUGCGCUUGCUCUCUGCCACACUGCGCUCGCCGACCGACCGGACGGCAACGAUCCCUACACCGUCGAAUACAAAGCCGAAUCGCCGGACGAAGCGGCCCUUGUCGCAGCGGCCCGCGACGCCGGUGCCGUUUUCAUCGCCAAGAACAACAACACGGUCGAUAUCGAGGUGUUGGGUCAGCCGGAGCGCUACACGCCGCUCAAGGUGCUUGAAUUCAACAGCACCCGAAAGCGCAUGUCGGUCAUCGUACGUGAAGCCGACGGACGCAUCUUGAUGAUCACCAAGGGUGCCGACUCCGUUAUUUACCAGCGUCUGCGUGCUGAUCAUCCUGAAGAGCUCAAGCAAGCCACCCAUCGAGAUUUGGAGGCGUUUGCCAACGCGGGUCUGCGUACGCUCUGCAUCGCCUAUCGCUACCUGGACGAGGCAGAGUACAUCGAAUGGGCGCGCAUCCGCGACGAGGCCAGUGCCAGUCUCACCGACCGUGACGACGCCAUCGAUGAGGCGAACGAGAAGAUCGAAGUCGAUCUCGCCCUGCUAGGCGCCACCGCUCUCGAAGACAAGCUGCAGGAGGGUGUUCCCGAAGCCAUCGAGACGCUGCACCGAGCUGGCAUCAAGCUGUGGAUCUUGACGGGAGACAAGCUGCAAACCGCCAUCGAGAUCGGGUUCAGUUGCAACCUGCUGACAACAGACAUGGAGAUCAUGAUUAUUUCGGCGGAUCACGAGACAGGCACCCGGGCCCAGCUCGAGGCUGCGUGCAACAAGAUCGCUGCAGCCGGCAGACCCGUCGUAGUCGAGCAGCCGCCAGCCCGCAAAGGCGGUAAGGUGCGCAAGAACCGACUCACCGUCGCGCGAAACGAGCAGGCUCCCAAGGAUGGCUUCGCCGUCGUCAUCGAUGGCGAGACGCUUCGUUAUGCGCUCGAUUCGAACUUGCGACCGCUGUUUCUGGCUCUGACAACGCAGUGCGAGGCUGUCGUCUGCUGCCGUGUCUCGCCGGCGCAGAAGGCGCUCACGGUCAAGCUGGUCAAGGACGGCAAGGACGCCAUGACGCUUGCCAUCGGAGAUGGCGCCAAUGACGUCGCCAUGAUCCAAGAGGCGCACUGUGGUGUCGGCAUCGCCGGUCUCGAGGGCGCACAAGCAUCGAUGAGCGCCGACUACGCCAUUGGUCAAUUCCGCUUCCUCACUCGCUUGCUGCUCGUUCACGGUCAAUUGUGCUACCACCGUAUCUCGGAUCUGCACAAGGUCUUCUUCUACAAGAACAUCAUCUGGACUUCGAUUCUGUUCUUCUACCAGAUCCACUCGGACUUUACGGGCUCGUAUAUCUUCGACUACACCUACAUUUUGCUGUACAACCUCGUGUUCAGCUCGCUCUGCGUCAUUGUCAUUGGCGCGCUCGAUCAGGUGGUCAACAUUAAGGCUCUGCUGGCGUUCCCGCAGACGUACAAGCGAGGUAUUGAGGGCGCCGAGUACACCAAGUUCCUCUUCUACAUGAGCAUGGUCGACGCUGCGUUCCAAGGUGCGGUCUGCUACUUUAUCCCGUGGUGGUUCUUCACCUAUGGACCCAUGAUCGGUCACAGUGGUCAAGAGAUGAGCAGUCUCAACAUGUUCGGCACAACCAUCGCUGCUGGUGCCGUGACGACGGCCAACCUGUACGCCGGCAUCAUCGCCAAGCACUGGACCGGUGUGUUUUGGGCCGUCGAGAUUAUUUCGCUGCUGAGCGUUUACGCGUGGACGAUGUUGUACUCGGCCUUCCCCGUGUUCAGCUUCCAAGAUGUCGGCUUUUGGCUCGUCCAGACGGUCAACUUUUGGGUGAUCGUCGUGCUGAUCACGGUUGUCUCGCUGGUGCCACGAUUCUUUGCCCGCGCCUGGCGAUCGUCGUUCCAUCCUAACGAGCACGACAUCUUGCGCGAAGCCUGGACGCACGGUGACCUGAAGGACCAGCUGGGCAUUGCACAUCAGAACAAGAAGAAGGCACGACGUGCUGCUGCCGCUGCUGCGGCGAAGCACGGCUUCCACUACGAUGGCGCUCACGCGGACGUCGACGACUCGUUUACGAAGAGCAUGGAUCGAGAUGUGGAAGGUCAGACUGGCCAUUUGUUCGUCGAGGCUAAGAGGUCGAUGGAUCGACAGCGUCAUCAGCAGCGCUUCAACCUUUCGGCGGUAGGCGAGGAAGAUGACAGAUCCGACACCUCGGCUGACCCGCUCCAUGCGGGCGAGUACGAGGAUCAGUACGCUCGUCGCAAUGUUGGUGGUUACGGUCAGAGCUUGCAGACGCGGACGCCUCAGCUGCAGCCUCCGUCGGCCUUCAGUCCUGCUGGUAGCUACAAUCGCAACAAUGGUGCUGUCUCGGGCUUGUCGUUCUACGAUCCGGAUUCGCUUCCGAUGAGCGGUGACGCGGCGAGUCCUCAAGCUUUUGAUGGCUACGACCCUGAAAAGACGCCUCGACCUGAUCUGCCUACGAUCCAGGUGCGCAAUGCGUCCAGGCUAGGGCAGAACAAUGGCUCCGGACUCGGAAGUCAGCACCCGAUGCUGACGAAGCAGCCUUCGAAGGACAGCUUCACGAGGGCGUUUGACGAUGAAUUCGGAGUCGAAUACGAUCACGGCGUCAACCCGUACCCUGCUGCGGCGGGAUCGAGGUCCGUGUCGAACUCGAGCUACGGUUCGGGUGUCACGCAAACCGGUGCACGAACCUACCCGGCAUCGGCAACCGGUGGAUCGCCGGAUCGAUCGAGGUCGAAUCCUACUACACCUACCAAGUCGGCGAUUGCCAGGUAUCACGACCGGUUCACGCCACCAGCGGCUUCGGCGUCGCACUACGAUUCGUCGGCGAUGGCGUUAUCCGCAUCCCAGCAGAGUUUGACGGUAGGAUCGCCAGCAGGACGUGGUCGAGGAGCGGCAGGUGGUGGGCAUUCUCACGAGCUUUCGGGCGCCUCUGGGGUGUCGUGGCAUACGGCGGAGGGGUCACAUCAGGCGCACGAGCGGGCUGCUUCGGAUGCCAAGUUCAUGGCGUUCUAG
Molecule: messenger RNA, 5625 nt
Organism: Pseudozyma hubeiensis SY62
Lineage: Eukaryota; Fungi; Basidiomycota; Ustilaginomycetes; Ustilaginales; Ustilaginaceae
Product: phospholipid-transporting ATPase 1
Exons: 1
Coding region: 1-5625 (1874 amino acids)
Biological process (GO): phospholipid translocation
Cellular component (GO): plasma membrane
Molecular function (GO): ATP hydrolysis activity; magnesium ion binding; ATPase-coupled intramembrane lipid carrier activity
Source: RefSeq, a predicted model, not a curated record